AUGGCCUGCCGCAGGCAAUUGGGGUUGGGAAUAGAAUUACUUAUUGACUCUAGGAGAUGUCUUCUGCUUGUCUCGACUUUUGUCCAUUUCUUUGACACCUGCUCAGCUUGUGAAGCAACUGUUGAAGGUGCGCAUGUCCUACACCUAGAUAGAUAUCCAUUCGACUUAUCCAAUGAAUCAGACGUUCUCGGACUUGUAGCAUUGGAGGACAAGGAUGUCGACUCCCCACCUCUGGUGGAGUUAGAGAUUGGUCGGUCGACGAUUGCUCUUGAGGUUGAUAUCAACCCCGAGCCCGAAGAUGCUUGGAUCCAUGUGGUGUGGCAAUUCGGUACUGAACUUGGACCUUCUGGGGAGCCGAUUGUUUUUAAGAAGCACAAGAUUGCUCACAAACUUCAGGGUGACAAUCACAUCAACAGACACCUCGGCACGAACAAGUAG
Messenger RNA from Fusarium graminearum PH-1, 438 nucleotides. RefSeq lists its product as uncharacterized. NCBI's taxonomy places the organism in Eukaryota, Fungi, Ascomycota, Sordariomycetes, Hypocreales, Nectriaceae. Bases 1 to 438 code for a protein of 145 amino acids. The transcript has 4 exons. The record is from RefSeq and is a predicted model, not a curated record.